CGGGACGCGGGGCCGCCGGCGGCGACGGGCAGCAGCCCCAGCCCGUCCCGUCCGGGCUGCCCGGAAACUUUCCCGGAGCGCGGGGCAGAUCAGAUGAAGCUACAGAUGACAUGACCAAAGUAAAAACAAUGCAUGAACUGAUGAGAAACAGCACUCAGAACUUCAGCUUCCUUGUUGCUGGAAACCCUAAGUGCAACUUUACUACCAAGAGACCCUGAUGUUAUGUGAUCACUGAGCACAGUUUGCAAGAAUGGAAAACCAAAGGAAAACCAAAACUAGUAGCAUCUCAUAAAUAAAAGAUUUCAAGAUUCAGCUGAAUCAAAAAACUAUUCCAGCCAUGGGAGAAAAUGCAAGUUUUUGGGAAAGUCUGAUAUAUGCACAUCCUGCAUGUACCAGCUGGAAGCAAGAGGCAGAGGGAUCUAUCUACCACCUAGCCAGUAUUUUCUUUGUCGUGGGCUUCAUGGGUGGAAGUGGAUUCUUUGGGCUCCUCUACGUCUUCAGCUUGCUUGGACUGGGCUUUCUCUGCUCUUCUGUUUGGGCUUGGCUGGAUGUGUGUGCUGCUGAUAUAUUCUCCUGGAAUUUUGUACUGUUUGCCAUUUGCUUUGUCCAGUUUGUUUAUGUUACCUACCAAGUGCGGAGUGUUGCCUUUGACAGGGAAUUCCAGGAACUCUACAGUGCUCUCUUCCAGCCUCUGGGGAUUUCCUUGACUGUGUACAGGAAGAUUGUCCUGUGCUGUGAUGCAGAAGUGGUUACCCUGGAGAAGGAGCAUUGUUACGCCAUGCAGGGCAAAACACCUAUUGACAAACUGUCCUUGCUUGUGUCAGGCAGGAUCAGAGUGACAGUUGAUGGGGAGUUUCUGCAUUAUAUUUUUCCUCUUCAAUUUCUGGACUCUCCUGAAUGGGAUUCACUGAGGCCCACAGAAGAGGGAAUUUUCCAGGUAACGCUCACAGCAGAGACAGACUGUCGGUACGUGGCCUGGAGGAGAAAGAAGCUCUACCUGCUGUUCGCCAAGCACCGCUUCAUCUCCCGCCUCUUCUCCAUCCUGAUCGGGAGCGACAUCGCCGAGAAGCUGUACGCACUCAACGACCGGUGCACGUGGGCCAGGGCUUCAGGAGUCUCCAGGAUGAAUACUACAGCAAUGAGCCCACUCACUGUUACUCCACUAGGUUUUGUUCCAGACUUAAAAAAUUCCACCCUUGAUCCUCUCAAUGAGACUGCCUGUGAAAACUGGAAAGAGAUUCAUCAUCUUGUUUUCCACGUGGCAAACAUUUGCUUUGCAGUUGGGCUGGUUAUUCCAACCACUUUGAACCUUCAUAUGAUUCUCCUGCGAGGCCUGCUCACCAUAGGAUGUGCAUUAUUCAUCAUUUGGGCUACACUCUAUCGUUGUGCCUUGGACAUAAUGAUCUGGAAUUCUGUGUUUUUGGUUGUCAACCUUUUGCAUUUCAUAUACCUUGUGUAUAAAAGGAGACCGAUCAAGAUAGAGAAGGAGCUUAGCAGCCUCUACAAGAGAAUGUUUGAACCUCUCCAUGUGCCUCCAGAGCUUUUCCAAAGACUAACUGGACAAUUCUGCAACAUUCAGACUUUGAAGACAGGUCAAGCCUAUGCAGCAGAAGAUAAAACAUCAGUUGAUGAUAGGCUAAGCAUCCUGCUGAAGGGGAAAAUGAAGGUGUCUUAUCGAGGGCAUUUUCUGCAUAAUAUUUACCCCUGUGCCUUUAUAGAUUCUCCUGAAUUUCGAUCAACGCAGAUGAACCGGGGUGAGAAAUUCCAGGUUACCAUUAUUGCAGAUGAUAACUGCAAGUUCCUGUGCUGGUCCAGGGAAAGGCUGACUUUCUUUCUGGAGUCUGAGCCAUUUCUUUAUGAGAUCUUUAAGUACCUUAUUGGCAAAGAUAUUACAAAUAAACUUUAUUCAUUGAAUGACCCAACCUUAAAUGACAAGGCUUCAAAGAAGAUUGACCGGCAGCCCAGCCUCUGCUCUCAGCUCUCGGUGAUGCAGAUGAGGAACAGCAUGGCCAGCACCAGUGACAGCGAGGACGGCCUGCAGAUGUUCCUUCGUGGGACUUCCUCUGCAUCCUCUCUUCUGACAGGUCCAGCAGAGCGCCUUCCCUAGCUGACUCAUCCAUCACGAAGGAGUUGCCUGCUACCUUCAGGGAUCUCCUGGACUGCCUGCUCCCACCUUGAUACCAGGGUGGCUAAAACUCCCCAGGAGCACCAAGGCCUGUGAUCCAGUUGUUGAAAGAAGGCUCCCUUCUCCUUGCUCUUCUUGAUCAGGCAGCCUGUAGAGAUUCCUGCUGAGAAGUCUCCUGUGCUGGUCUGUUCUCUGAACUUUGCCUUUAAACCCUCGAGUGGCUUUUCACCUGUUCCACACACAGCAAAGCUCCAUGAAUUGAUGCCACUCCUUUGCAUAGAGAGCCUUUGGGUGAACUUGCACACUCAGAAAUUGUAAAACUGUGUUUGUGUGAUUAGUUAGAAUUAAAGUGUCUCUUUCAGGCUUAACAGCAAAACUCUUACACCAGUAUUUCAGCUUUGGGAGAAAGUACUUGAAAUGCAUGACAAGUUGAGCUGUAAUUGUAUAAAUCUCCAAGAUGCACUUGUGCUUAGCACAUUCUUGAUAAAUACACUUUUCUCUGUUGUACUUUUCCUUGGUUUGUGUACCUUUUUUUGGUAUACAGGGUGUGCUUUACCCAAGAGAAGGGGUUUAUGUGUCUUUUAUGUUCAGAAAUUCGUCAGCCCAGCUGAGGCAGCAGCCUCCCAAGUCCAAUGCUUUCCUUUACUUUUGGGUAGGCAGAGGGAUUGCCCCUACAGCAGUGCAACACACACCUUGGGAAGCAUUGUUAUUUAUUUCUUCUUUGUAUUUUGAUUGUGAAAUUUCUGACUUCUGUAAAAGGUUUGUUCAUCUCCUUGAACUGUAAUGCCUUAAUAUCUGCUUUUGCCAAGAUAGCUUGUUAGUUAUUCCUGGGUACUGUCAUUUGCAAUGAUGGGGUUGGUGCCAAGGUGAGCUCUGCUUGAAGAUUUGUAUUCAGUGUGGAUUGUGGCCAUGAAUGCCCUUUUUUCAGAUCACAGGGAAAACUGAAAAAAAUAUCUGCAAUUUGCCUUGUCACUGGUAUGUUUUCAAAAAUAUUCUGCUGGGUGCUCUCAGUGCAACAGCUGGGGUAUUUUUUUUGUCUGUUUUUUUAAGAUUUACUAUAAGGUACAUGCUGAGGCUUCCAGUUCCAGUGCUGUUCCCUGGAUCCUCCUUCUACAGGCAUACAUUUGUUGAUUUAGAACAAACAAACACAAUCCAAAAUCCUCAAAAGAUUUUGUGAGAAACAUAUGGAAAUGUCAAUUUAUUUUAUUUUUAUAAAAUUAGAAUAAAAAAUGAAUGAAGGGAACUUAUCUGUACAGGAACUCUGUAGGAAUACUGUUUUGUCAUUGCUAGGUGAUUGUUGUGUGGACAAAGCCUCCCACUACAAAUAUAACUUUGACUACUAUAAUCCAAAUAAGUUUUCUUCUCCCAAUUUCCACAUUCUUGAAAAAAUGAGCAUUUAUAUUUUUGUAUAAUCCCAUCUUUUAAAAUUAUGCAUUUAUCAGUGCUAUAAAUGAUAAGCUUUGACUCAUUUUCUUGAGAAAUUAAUAUUAAUCCUAUUUCAAAGUGUUUAGGAAUAAAAGGGUUAAAAUUACUAAUUAGUAGGUCCCAAGCUACAAUUACUAAUAAAAGUAUGUUUUUCAUUUAAUUAAUUAAGAAACCAAACUAACUGUUUGCUUUUAUAUUAAGGAAAUAACCAACAAGAGUUCUAUAAUGCUUACGGAGUGAGUCGUUUGCAGCAUGAUGUUUUCUGUUGAUAACAUCACAUUAACUCA
Molecule: messenger RNA, 3837 nt
Organism: Melospiza georgiana
Lineage: Eukaryota; Metazoa; Chordata; Aves; Passeriformes; Passerellidae
Gene: POPDC1
Product: blood vessel epicardial substance
Cellular component (GO): sarcolemma
Molecular function (GO): cAMP binding
Source: RefSeq, a predicted model, not a curated record